AUGAUGAAGACGACGGUGGUGUUGAAAGGAAAGCCAUUACUCCUACAACUACAACAAUUUCACCCUCUCCGUCGGACUAAUUGCUGCUUCUUCAUACUACACUCCCUCCUUUCCACUCAUCCCCCCGCAUCAACUACAAGAGCAACAGCAGGAAGAAGACCGAAAAUCUUUCCGCCGCCGCCCGUCUCGAUCUCAAACCCAACGACCUCCACUUGCUGCUACUCUCAUCUUCAGGUGUCCGCCAUGUCGUCCUCCUCGGAUGAUUUCUAUACUUUCGGACCUUACAAGAUUCACUCGAAGGAAGUCUUCUACUCCACCGACCUCUCUUACGCCAUGGUCAACCUCCGGCCCCUCCUCCCUGAAACUAGUGAUUUAUGGGUCACAGCACAAAAGGUUGGUUCCCAGCUUGAGCGCUUCCACGGAGCAUCAUCACUCACAUUUGCGAUCCAAGAUGGGCCGCAGGCAGGGCAGACGGUGCCCCAUGUCCAUAUCCACAUCAUUCCCAGGAAGGCUAAUGAUUUUGAGAAGAAUGACGAGAUAUAUGAUGCAAUAGACGAAAAAGAAAAGGAACUCAAGCAGAAGCUGGAUUUGGACAAGGAAAGAAAAGACAGGAGCCUUGAAGAGAUGGCUCAAGAGGCUGAAGGGUAUAGGGAGCUUUUCUUGCAAUAG
This is a messenger RNA of Linum trigynum, 669 nucleotides long. The record is from the annotation of a GenBank genome assembly. NCBI's taxonomy places the organism in Eukaryota, Viridiplantae, Streptophyta, Magnoliopsida, Malpighiales, Linaceae.